Molecule: messenger RNA, 1452 nt
Organism: Ipomoea nil (Japanese morning glory)
Lineage: Eukaryota; Viridiplantae; Streptophyta; Magnoliopsida; Solanales; Convolvulaceae
Exons: 1
Coding region: 1-1452 (483 amino acids)
Molecular function (GO): nucleic acid binding; RNA-DNA hybrid ribonuclease activity
Source: RefSeq, a predicted model, not a curated record
AUGGUCUACUCCCUAAUCACCACAGUACGGAAGUUAGUCCCAUACUUCCAAGCCCACCCCGUAGAAGUGCUCACAGACCAACCACUUGCCGGCAUCCUGAGGAGCCACACCUCCUCUGGUCGAAUGGUGAAAUGGGCUAUGGAGUUGACCCAAUAUGGGAUUGAGUACAAACCCCGACCCUUCAUCAAGGCACAGGCCCUGGCCGGUUUCAUCGUGGAAUGUACAGCAAGAGACCAAAGGGGGAGGACAAGUGAUUUCAGCCAGAAUACCUGGUGGGAAAUGAGUGCAGACGGAGCAGCCAGCACCAAACACUGUGGAGGGGGAAUCAUGCUAACGUCACCAGAAGGAUUCAAAGUAUACUAUGCCCUAGAAUACCAGUUCAAAGCAUCGAACAACGAGGCAGAAUAUGAAGUAGUGAUCGGAGGCAUACGGCUUGCGACCGCCCUUGGAGCACGUAACCUUCGCAUUCGAACAGACUCACGACUUGUUGUAGGACAAAUCAAAGGCACCUUCGAGACUAGAGGGGAAAACUUGAGGAUGUACAAGGAUGUUACUGAAGGAUUGCUGGGAAAGUUGAACGCUUACGAAAUACAACACGUGCCCCGCACGGAAAACAUGGAAGCCGACCUACUCUCGAAGAUCUCCCUGGGAGGUACCCCAGGACACUUAGCUCACAUAUGCAAGAGAGAGAUCAUCCACGCGCCCAGUACAGAAUCCCUCUUGAUCGCAAUGGUAGCCCCAGUAGGCAUCCAAUCUCCGGAUAGCUGGAUAGGAGAUCUAACCAGAUACAUCACGAAUGCAGAACUUCCGUCUGAUCCUGUACAGGCCGCAAAAGUCAAGCGAAGGGCCCCAGCCUACCAAUUGGCAGACAACCAGCUGUACAAAAGAUCCUUCGGAGGACCCCUACUAAAAUACCUCCCACCAAGCGAAGCCAAGCAAGUAAUUGAGGAAGCCCACAGCGGGAUAUGUGCAGCUCACCAGGGAGCGAACACCCUGGCCAGAAAAUUACUGGUCCAAGGAUAUUACUGGCCCAGCAUGACACAAGAUUGCAUCCAAAGGAUUCAAAGUUGUCAUACUUGUCAAAAGUUUGCAGAAAAGCAAAACCGACCGGCCACCUUCUACACACCGGUCACCACAGCCAUACCCUUCGCUAAGUGGGGUGUAGACCUCCUAGGACCGCUACCCCAAGCGCCAGGGCGCCACAAGUUCUGCAUAGUCGCCAUUGACUACUUCACUAAGUGGAUCGAAGCUGAACCAUUAGUAACCAUCACCGAAUACCAGUUUUGCAAAUUCCUGUGGAAGAAAGUGAUCUGCCGUUUUGGCCUGCCUGAGCAUCUCUCACUGAUAAUGGCCGACAGUUCGAUUGCAAGGACUUCGCAGAAUUCUGUGAAAAUUAUUCUAUCAAGCACACCAAGGUAUCGGUGGCAUACCCCCAGGCAAACGGGCAAGUAG